CAGUUGGCAUGCGAAUGGGAGCCGAAUCGGCCAUUGCUCAUUGAGGCGAUAGGAAUCGUAUCGGGUGGACAGCGGCGAGCACGUUCCGACCGAACGUGGUUUGUCUGCAGUGCAAUAUUCAUAUUCGUUACUAUAAUUCUAUCUCUAUUCCUGGAUAACAUCUUCCCAUUUCUUUCUUUGCUCCUUUCAGUGUUUAGGUUCACUUUGACGGUUGUGAUGGCUUUCUGCUUAUGGUACGGCGUAAUAGGACUCACAUUGGAGAGGAAAGCUUUGAAAGCUGCCAAACAAUCCAUGCGACAGCUACUUAACGAUUAG
This is a messenger RNA of Ostertagia ostertagi, 315 nucleotides long. The record is from the annotation of a GenBank genome assembly. Lineage: Eukaryota; Metazoa; Nematoda; Chromadorea; Rhabditida; Trichostrongylidae.